GAUUGGUCCUUGUAAUCUGGCAGUUUGCCGUUAUUUUCCCUCUCCAUUGCAUAGUGACGCAGACUUGCCUGUAAAGCGGAUUGAAGGUUAGAAAGCCUUGGGCUGGUUUGUCAGCAAAAUUAAAAGAUUUCGAACAUAAAUUAUUAUGUUAUAGAUUAUUUUGUCUCAUGGUGUGUUGAUACUCCAUCCUUCCUAUUUUAGUUUAUUUUUUGAAAAUAAAGUCAUCCAUAGGGAGAGCUAAAUCACCUAGCAAUGUUUGCUAAGCUCAAAGAACGUGUGGACAAGUUUCUAAACGAGAAGAACUUUGUAACGGAUUUCCUUGGAAAGGUGGAGGAGAAAACGGGGAUUAAGAAAAAGUUUCUCGCCGUUGGUGCAGUGUCUAUAACAGGGUUGUAUCUGAUCUUUGGGUAUGGGGCUUCCCUACUUUGCAACUUGAUUGGCUUCGUAUACCCAGCAUAUUACUCCAUCAAAGCCAUUGAGAGUCCCAACAAAGAUGACGAUACCAAGUGGCUAACCUACUGGGUUGUGUAUGGUGUCUUCAGCGUGGGGGAAUUCUUCUCUGAUAUCUUCCUGUACUGGUUCCCAUUCUACUAUGUUGGAAAGUGUCUCUUCCUGCUGUGGUGCAUGGCCCCGGUUGCGUGGAACGGCUCUCACAUUCUGUACACGCGCGUGGUGCGGCCGUUCUUCCUCAGACACGAGGCGGCGGUGGACAGCGUGGUCAGCGACCUGAGCGGCAAGGCCAUGAGCGCGGCGGAGAAUGUGACCAGAGAGGUCCGGUGAGUCCAGCCUUGAGAAGUCCCAGUGACCGGGCCAGAUAUGGAAACCCACCGCUCCUGCCCUUAGUUUAACCCCUUGGAUUUCUUUCCCCAGCUGCAAACUGAUCUGCCACCCCUGGACCUGAUGGAAGAGGACUGUUCAACUAGGACUGCGAUACCAGCCAAACAUAACCACUGUGGAACAAUGUUUAUAUUCACUUGUAUGAGAGCCUUGGGUUGUUCUUUCCCAGCAGUUCAGCAGUGUCUGCAAAUGACCAUUGCACCAAUGCAGCAAUUUUAACAUCAAGUUUUAAACUUCAGUAUCUUUGGUUUACAAAUAGUAGUAAGCAGUUUGCCUGUGGAGGUCAGAUUGCAGAUUUUUUUUAAACAGUGGCCCAUAAUGUGUUUUGUCGCUUCUUUAGGCUCAUUUACAAGCAUUCAGGGUUCUUGGUAUUUGUUUGAUUUGCCAUGUCUUGGGUUUAAAUCAACAUGGUUUUACCUAGCAUUAUAUUUCUCUUCACUUAAGUACUAUUGUUGUUCAUGAAAGUCUUACAGCCAAGCACUGGUAAAUAUAAUUUAGUUCAGCAUCACUCAUUUUUAAGUAUUCAAUUAGUUAACAGAUAC
Molecule: messenger RNA, 1379 nt
Organism: Conger conger (European conger)
Lineage: Eukaryota; Metazoa; Chordata; Actinopteri; Anguilliformes; Congridae
Product: receptor expression-enhancing protein 6-like
Exons: 5
Coding region: 253-780 (175 amino acids)
Source: RefSeq, a predicted model, not a curated record